Molecule: messenger RNA, 1837 nt
Organism: Daphnia magna
Lineage: Eukaryota; Metazoa; Arthropoda; Branchiopoda; Diplostraca; Daphniidae
Gene: AspRS
Product: aspartate--tRNA ligase, cytoplasmic
Exons: 11
Coding region: 140-1726 (528 amino acids)
Biological process (GO): aspartyl-tRNA aminoacylation
Cellular component (GO): aminoacyl-tRNA synthetase multienzyme complex; cytosol; cytoplasm
Molecular function (GO): ATP binding; RNA binding; aspartate-tRNA ligase activity
Source: RefSeq, a predicted model, not a curated record
UUUUUCCUUACACGAGUUUCGUUCUGCUAGAGAGUUUUGAGGUAAAAUAGUGCUCAGAGAGUCAGAGUUUCUGGGAACCUAAUUGUUGUCCUUAAAUCAGGCUUGCUAGAAACAUCUAAAUUCUAAGGAAAAUCAUAAAAUGACUUCAGAUAAAAAUAUUGCGGAAACCACCGGGGAGCAAGGAAAAUCCAAGAAAGCAGCAAAAAAAGAGGCAAAGGAAGCUGCCAAAGCAGCUAAAAAGGAGGAAAAGAAAACAGCAGUUGAUGUAGCUCAUGUGGAAGAGGUCGACUAUUCCGCUGGCUGUUAUGGUAAUGCUGUUAUGAACCAAAGUCAAGAAAAGCUGGAACGAUCUAUCAUAAGAGUUGAGGACAUUGGAUUGUCUCUCAUUGAAUCAAAAAUCUGGACUAGAGGUAGACUACACACCAGCAGAGCUAAAGGAAAACAAUGCUUCUUCUUGCUGCGUCAGCAGCAAUCAACUGUGCAGUGCCUUUUGGCUGUGUCGGAGUCUAUCAGUAAAGCAUUUGUUAAAUUUACUGCUGGUAUUACGAAAGAGUCAGUCAUUGAUGUAGAGGGUGUAGUUCGCUCUGUGCCACAGAAAAUUGAAGGGGCAACCCAACAGGAUGUAGAACUUCAUGUAACACAAGUGUGGGUUGUCAGUGCUGCCGAACCACGCCUGCCGCUUCAAAUUGAAGAUGCUUCUCGCCCUGAAGAAGAGAAAGAAGGAGAACUAGCCAUAAGAGUUAACCAGGAAACGCGGCUAGAUAACCGUGUAUUAGAUUUGCGCACACCUACAAAUCAGGCAAUAUUUCGAAUUCAAGCUGCCGUUUGCCGACUUUUCCGCGAGGCACUUGAUCAACGAAAAUUUGUGGAAAUCCACACUCCGAAAAUCAUUUCGGCAGCAAGCGAAGGAGGCGCGAAUGUCUUUACGGUGUCUUAUUUCAAGGGUUCUGCUUAUUUGGCGCAAUCACCACAACUUUAUAAACAAAUGGCAAUUGCUGCAGAUUUUGAAAAAGUUUACACUAUUGGAGCAGUUUUCCGAGCGGAAGACAGCAACACCCAUCGACAUUUGACUGAAUUCGUCGGCCUAGAUUUAGAAAUGGCUUUUCAUUCUCAUUACCAUGAAGUCCUGGACACUAUCGGCUCAGUACUGACUGAAGUUUUCCGCGGCCUUCAAAACCAAUGUAUACAGGAAAUUGCAACUGUUAAUCGUCAAUUUCCGUCAGAACCGUUUACCUUUCUGGAUCCUCCGUUGCGCCUAGAAUUUCCAGAAGGAGUUGAGAUGCUUCGCCAGGCAGGAGAACAAAUUGGUGACGAGGACGAUUUAAGUACUCCCAUGGAGAAAUUAUUGGGAAGAUUAGUGAAAGCAAAAUAUGGAACCGAUUUCUAUAUUCUGGACAAAUAUCCCCUAGCUGUUCGUCCAUUCUACACGAUGCCGGAUCCUAAGAAUAAGAAAUAUUCGAAUUCUUACGACAUUUUUAUGCGUGGAGAAGAAAUCAUGUCUGGAGCUCAACGAAUUCAUGAUCCCGAAUUUCUGUCAGAGCGAGCCAGACACCACAACAUUGAUCUAUCAAAAAUUAAAGCAUACAUAGAUUCUUUCCGUUAUGGUUGUCCUCCCCACGCCGGUGGUGGUAUUGGGAUGGAACGUGUAGCGAUGCUUUUCUUGGGACUUGAUAACAUCAGGAAAACAUCAAUGUUUCCACGCGACCCAAAAAGAAUUACUCCGUAAUUUAGUUUGUGUUUGCCAAUAUCUAAGGAAACGCAUCAAAAGUUUCCUCCCGUUGGGUUAACAUGUCCUACAUGGUUCUGUUAAUACGGCAAUACAAUAUGACUAAAUUCA